Clonostachys rhizophaga is the source of this 2361-nucleotide messenger RNA. Lineage: Eukaryota; Fungi; Ascomycota; Sordariomycetes; Hypocreales; Bionectriaceae. The record is from the annotation of a GenBank genome assembly.
AUGGGCUCGAUCGACAUCUCGUUUGUUUUCAGCUUGGAGAAGACGAAAAAGGAGACGAUCGUUCCCAAGCAGACUCGACCCGCAAAGCCCGAUGGGAAGCGGAAGUUACUACUGCCGCCGCGCCCUGAGAGAGCCUCUAUUUAUGACUCAGAGGAUUCAGUUGCCGAGAGCCUAGGCAGAACUUCAAGGAGUGCUGCCUGUGAUGAUUUGUAUUCGUCUAAUGAAGAGAAUCCCUUUUCAAAUGCAGCAUCCUCCAAAUCCUCGGUUGUCCAGGAUGCUGUCGAAAAUCCUGGCACUUGUCAACCGCAAGUAUCUUAUGACGCCUUCAAACCAAAGAGACCACCCGGUAGGCCUCUUAUCACCCCGACACUCCCAAAAAAUGGCCCUCAGACACCCUCCGGAGUAGCAGGACACUUCAGAGAUCCAGAGGAAAAUGACACUGGCUCUCGAUCUUGGCAACCGGAAGCUACCGUCGCAAUUCCACAGGAAUGGAAUACACAGCCCAACACUCAAGCUGACAGUAUCCCAACGGCAAAGCCGGCGAUGAAGGAUGCUAGCAAACUGCAAAGUCAGACAGACCCGCUUCAAAAGAGAGGCCGAAGAAAGAUGACGGUGACGAAAUUCAUUGUUGCAGCUGGUUUGAUUGCUGUCAAUGGAAUGUUCAUAUUUGCAUCUUGGUGGUGGCAGAAGUAUUACUAUAUAUACCUACCAUUCAUCUGCCUGCCACUUGCUUUGAAUUGUUUCAUGAUUGCUUCCAUUAUCUUCUUCAAGUUGCGAAAUACUGCUCGCCCGGAGAAGAUCAUCGAGCCUGAGCACGUUGAGUCUUUUGGCAUGGUCAUUCCGUGUUAUAACGAGACUAAAGAGGAAAUGACCAAGUCUCUAGACUCUCUUGUCGUCCAAACUGGCAUUGAUGACAAUAAGAAGGCCAUCAUCGUUAUUUGUGAUGGUCGUGUUCGCGGCCCUGGGAUGGAAAAAACGACGGCGGACUAUCUUUUCGAGGAUAUUUUGACCGAGCAGACACAUCGCAGUAAAAUAAAGAAGGCUUAUAUGGCCUGGGAUGGGCAGCAGAUGGGCAUCGAGGUGGCUAAAGGCUUCUAUAAAGGGCUGCCCUUCUGCUGCAUUGUCAAAGAUCAAAAUCAAGGCAAGCGGGACAGCCUGAUUGUUGUUCGCUCCUUUCUGCAUAAGUUCAAUCACCGGAGGGCCAAUCCUGAGCAUAUUUUCUCACCACGCUUCUUCGACUACAUGGAGAGCUGGCUGGGCAAGGAUGUCGAUGUCAACUACAUUGACCACCUUGUCGGAAUGGAUGCCGAUACAGUGUUCGAUACUGAUUGCAUUUCACAGCUGCUGAAAGAAUCUAAAUACCCGCACACCGUCGGCGUCUGUGGGUAUGUCGCUGUGGACUUUUCGGGUGGCAGCUGGAACUUGUGGUCGUUGUACCAGAAUUCGGAAUACAGCAUUGCACAAGGACUCCGACGCUUACACCAAUCCAUUGCCACGAAAAAGGUUUCCUGUCUUCCCGGGUGCUGUCAGCUUCUUCGCAUCUGUGAAUAUACCUGUGGAGACAAGGUGCUGGUCGAGCUUUUUGGCUAUCAUCCUAAACCACUCGACGGGCUGCUUACGCAGAUCAGGGCAACUGCUUCGGAAGAUAGAAACCAUGUCUGUCUUAUGCUUACGACGCACCCGGAAGCCCAAACUCGUCAGGCUCUUCGGGCAAGAGCAUUUACUGAUGUACCUCACUCUUGGAGUGUCUAUCUGUCUCAGCGUCGACGGUGGACGUUGGGAGCCACCAGCAAUGAUCUUCUACUGACUCUUUCCUGGCACUGCCAGUGGUGGGAACGAAUCCUUGCCUUCAGCAAUGUUCUGGGAUGGUGCCUCAACGUGUUCAUUGUCGCAUCUAUUGCAUGCAUGGUUGUGGCCUUCAUGUCACAGCCGUGGUGGAUCAUUUUGGCAUUUGCGUCCGUCAUGAUUGUCCCGCUCUGCUAUUACCUCGUUAUGACUCUGUGGCUUCCACGCACCCUGAAAGAGAAGAUGCAAUAUCUGGCGGGGCUAUUCAUUUUCGUCGUCUUCGGACCAUUUGUCAAUAUCACUGUCCUUCUAUUCGCCGUCUGGAACAUGGACAGUUUCGGAUGGGGAAAGACACGGAUGGUCGUUACUGAUGACAGCAAGGACGAGUCAAUGGAGAAAAGAGGCACCACACCACGCAUCACUGAGCCGGAUUCGAGCAUGGGCGGUCAAAACCACGCAUUAAUGGAAAAGCCCCGACAGCCCGACGAGGAAGCCUCUGUGGAGACCGUGAUUCAUCGACCGACAUCGACACAUGUGCGGUCUCCUCUUGGCGUAGAAUUUGAGUUAAGGGGAUGA